AUGGAUUGUGCCGACAUAUACCUCCGCCCCGACACGUCAUACGUUCGCCUGCGGAACGAUGAAGUCAUGCCCGCCGUCGCCCUGCUCAUCUACGGGGUCACGUAUGCUCUAACGAUAAUGCUCACGACGGACGAUCUGAGCAGCGUCACGAAGGAUCGUGUCUACCGGUGGAUCGAGAUCGUCCACGGUCCGCUCACGUCGCAGUGCGAGGGGUCGCAGGCGCAAUUCGAGCUGCUGCUCGACAUUGUAUUGAUGUACUGCGCAUUUGCGCUCGGUCGACACGGCCUUGGUGAGGCCGAGUUCGACCUGUUUGCUGAUCGCCUGAUCAAGACUGUGUCGGAACUGCACCCAUUUGAACGUGCUGACAACGAGCUCGCCGAGUUUGUCGGGUGGUUGCAUGUGAACUUCCCCAAGUCCGUAUUCGACACCAAUGACCUGGAUCUCUCCGCACAGACCCUGGCGCGUGCCGGACAAGGCCUUGCCAAUGAGCUGCAGCGCCUUACAAUCAUCAAGCACGAGCACGCGGGCAUCGAUGACAUACACACGGCUGUGGACCCCGCCGCUUUCGCCGCCGCUUCCGAUGCCACCAAAGCCACACCGCUCACUGCAUCCAACCUCGCUAACAUCCCCAGUGCUCCGAAGACGCCAAAGCAGGCACGUCGUGGUCCCGGGGCUGGCGGCGCUGACUCUGAUGCUGAGUCUGAUGGGGCUGGUUCUGACAUGCCGUCUCUUGAGACGGUUGACUGCUCCUCUUGCGGUGAUGCGGAAGACUCGGACCGGGACGGGUUCUAG
Trametes versicolor FP-101664 SS1 is the source of this 792-nucleotide messenger RNA. RefSeq lists its product as uncharacterized. Lineage: Eukaryota; Fungi; Basidiomycota; Agaricomycetes; Polyporales; Polyporaceae. Bases 1 to 792 code for a protein of 263 amino acids. The record is from RefSeq and is a predicted model, not a curated record. The transcript is spliced from 4 exons.